Messenger RNA from Oncorhynchus mykiss (rainbow trout), 2988 nucleotides. RefSeq names its product suppressor of cytokine signaling 6. Gene Ontology annotation, cellular component: phosphatidylinositol 3-kinase complex. The record is from RefSeq and is a predicted model, not a curated record. Gene Ontology annotation, biological process: regulation of growth; phosphatidylinositol phosphate biosynthetic process; protein ubiquitination. Gene Ontology annotation, molecular function: 1-phosphatidylinositol-3-kinase regulator activity. Lineage: Eukaryota; Metazoa; Chordata; Actinopteri; Salmoniformes; Salmonidae.
UCCUUACCUCUUUUCCCACAAUGCAAUAGUCAUGUAAACAAAGGACAACGACAGGAAGGGAGACUGAAAAGUUCUAGCUAGAUAGCUAGCAUUAGCUAAGUAUAGCUACAAAUGUGCAACUUAUUAGCUACAGCAGUUCUGCAAGGAAUAUUAAAACAAAUAUAUAUAACGUUAUUUAGCUAGCUUCCUAACCAGUUAGACAUAGUUUGUAUUGCUUUUUCUACAUUGUAUCGUGUGGGAUCUCUAAAGCCAGUUAGCUAGCUAGAUGCCUGGCUAGCAGCCUGUCAGAAGCUAGCUAACGUCGUUAGGCAGUAACGUUAGCUGUCAAAACCAAGCCAAGUGCUUUGAUUUCCCAGCGAACUCAAAAUGCAUCGAUCUUGACAGUUUACUGGGAAAACCGUUUUUAACAGAAGAUGACAGGGAUGACUGCUUUUGAAGGACAACCUUUGUGGCCAUCCACACAUCUAUGAGAUCCCCACAUGUCUGAGGGACUUCCAAAAUGAAGAAAAUUAGUCUGAAAACAAUACGAAAGUCAUUCAACCUAAAAGGCAAAGAGGAGGGAGAGGAUGUUGUACCACAGCCAAAUUCAGAUACCAACUUUUCAACAGAUUCAAUGUUUGGAAAAUGUUACAGCAAAGAACUUGUUUGUAACGAUUUUGAUCACGAGGAGAAGAAAGGCCGUAAGAACGGCUCAAAAAGUGAGAGUCUUAUGGGAUCACUGAAAAGGAGGCUUUCGGCAAAACAGAAAAGUAAAAUAAAAGAAAGUUCCACAUCCGUAACCUGUGAAGAUGACACAUUCUCGUGCUCCUCAGCACCCAUUUUCUUUAACGACGUAAAAUCACAGCACCAUCUAAGAUCUAGUAGUCACCAUUAUAGCCCCACGCCAUGGGCCCUCAGGGCAGCGAAUUCUGAGGAAACAUGCCUUAGAAUGGAUGGGAAAGUGAAAGCUAUGAUACACUCAUCAGACCCCAGCCCAUCUCUUUAUGGCAUUCAGAAAGUAUUCCCUGACCCCCAGAUGGAUAGGCCUUUUCAGGAUUCAUCUGAGAGCACUGAGCCUCAGAAUUGUGAUUUGCAUCUAGAUAUUGAUGUUGAAAAUGUGCCUGCGAUUAUUGGACUAUCACCUCAGAACUAUAUUCACUAUGCAAUGCCUUUAGAUGAUGACCUUGAAAAAGGCUUGGAUAAUUCCUCUCCAAUAGAUGAGGUGCCUCAGCCCGAGGGCUUCCCUCCUCAUGCAGCGGAAGACCCCAUUGACCAGGAGGAGCUGAUGUCACCAGACAUAUUCAUGGACCCAUCAGUGAAUAGACUGCUCUAUGAAUCUGCAGGUGUCUUUAUUCCAAACUCUAGAAUAGAUUCUCCUCUCUCCCCUUUGCUACCUCAGCUACCUGGCAGUCACAUCCGAAGGAGUUUCCAAGUAUAUGGUGGUUCUUCUCAUUCGCAUGGUGCAGAGAGAGUAAUGCACCAUCUCAACUUUGAUCCCAAUUCAGCCCCUGGCGUUGGCAGGGUUUAUGAUGCUGUUCAGCACAGCGGGCCCAUGAUUGUAACCAGCCUUACAGUAGAGCUAAAGAAACUGGCCAAGCAGGGUUGGUACUGGGGUCCUAUAACGCGUUGGGAAGCUGAGGAAAAACUUGCUAGCCUACCAGAUGGGUCAUUCUUGGUGCGAGACAGCUCCGAUGAUCGUUAUCUUUUGAGCUUGAGCUUUCGGUCACAGGGUAAGACCCUCCACACCAGGAUCGAACACUCCAAUGGCAGUUUCAGUUUCUACGAACAGCCAGAUGUGGAGGGUCACAUAUCAAUAGUGGAACUCAUUGAACAUUCCAUCAGAGAUUCUGAGAGUGGAGCCUUCUGCUAUUCACGAUCUCGUACACCAGGGACUGCCACGUAUCCUGUCAGACUGACAAACCCUAUCUCAAGGUUUAUGCAGGUGCGUUCCAUGCAGUACCUCUGUCGGUUUGUCAUCCGUCAGUACACACGGAUUGACCUUAUCCAGAAAUUGCCUUUGCCAAACAAGAUGAAAGAUUACUUGCAGGAAAAGCACUACUGAAGAAGAUCAAUGAAACCCAGUUGGACUUUCUUGCACAUUUUAGAUCAGCAACAUAAUGAAAUAGGCCUAGUUUUUAAUCUUUUGGACAUGACCCUAAUCCAGUGAUGUGUCCACCAGCUAAUGCCAGUAACUGACAUGUCUUGUGAGCCAUACAGUUAUACUCCCCACCUCAAAGCCAAGGAUUGAAGCUGAAUCUUGAUCAGCUUUUUGUUACAUUGAAUUAUUUCUGUAAAUUCUGUUUUGAUAGACCAAGUGUUUUGUUAUAUAAAGCAUGUAAAAAGAAAGAAUUUCGUACACUCAAUAUGCUCCCAACAAUUUGGGUACAACCAACAUUUCAGCACUCAGUGCUUUCUUCAGGGUGUCAGUCAGCACCUCUGCAAACAUUUUUGGGUGUGCGCCAACUCGUGUUUUUUACUAGACUGUCAUAUAAAGCACAUACAUUAUCUAAUCAUUACUACACUCAGCUUUUCCUCAUUAUCCUAUGUGGUUUGUUGUCCUACAUUAAAAGAGUUUUUGUUAGGGGUCUGUAGCUAGUAUGAUUUUGAUACCUGAAAGUCGCCUCUGCUGAGUCUUUAAAAGUUUUUUAUUUUGCCUCAUUGAUGGUUACUCAUUGCAUGUGAAUUACGUUGCGUAUAUGGAGAACUAAUAUUUGAUCACCACACACCUGAAGCUGAUUUGGGAGAACUAAUCGGCAUUGACUGUUUAUAACCAUAUAGGGAUAAUGGCUUGUUUUUGUAGCCUUAACUUGACUGUUUGCCUGUCACUAAGUAUAAGGAAAAUUGCUUCACCUUGUUACUUUCCAGAUCAUGAGUUGCUACCUAUGGUAAAAUACUUGGUAUCACCUAAACAUACUUUUAUGAACGGCUGGCUGUACACCGUUUUUAUUGCACAUCUUGAAUGCAGUUAAAGGAGGGGUGUUUAUUACUGUUAAUAAAAUACUUAUUCAC